Necator americanus (New World hookworm) is the source of this 1500-nucleotide messenger RNA. RefSeq lists its product as uncharacterized. The record is from RefSeq and is a predicted model, not a curated record. The coding region runs from base 1 to 1500 and encodes 499 amino acids. Lineage: Eukaryota; Metazoa; Nematoda; Chromadorea; Rhabditida; Ancylostomatidae. The transcript has 13 exons. Gene Ontology annotation, molecular function: heme binding; oxidoreductase activity, acting on paired donors, with incorporation or reduction of molecular oxygen; iron ion binding.
AUGGUCAAUGGAUCAAAACAAAUUCCGAAAGAAUUCGAGAAUUUCGCUUUAAUUUCAAUGGCUAUUAUUGCCUUAGCUGUUGUUUCUAUGGGAUUCUCAUACUUUCUAAUAUGGGUCCCAUUUCUCAUAGAAUGGAUCAAGAAGAGGUUACGUGUGAUUGAGUUGGUCGAUCGUUUCCCAGGCCCUAAGGCGUUUCCGUUGGUCGGAUGCGCUUAUCAAUUCAGUUUCGACAGUUACAAAUUCACAUACCUCAUGGAGGAGAUUUUCGAAAAAUUUUCCUCUGGUCUCAAUGGGAAUGGUGUCUUCAGGAUGUGGCUUGGGCCAAUUCCUGUCGUGUUCAUCUGUAGAGCAGAUGCUGCUAAGGCGAUUCUGGAAAAUAGCAAGGAAAUAUCGAAACCUGCAGAAGGUUAUACGAGACUCCAAGAAUGGCUCGGAAAAGGACUUCUUACAAGUAACGGAGAUCGUUGGCGAACGAGGAGAAAGAUGCUUACACCAGCUUUUCAUUUCUCUAUUCUCAAUGAUUUUAUGCCAAUAUUUAACAAGGAAGCUGCAAUUCUUCUCGAACAAUUCUCGAAAUUUUCUGACACAGGCUGCUGUGCUGACGUUUUUCCACUCAUAAAACUGUGCACAUUGGAUGUUAUAUGUGAAUCCGCAAUGGGAGUGAAUAUUCGAGCACAAUUGGGUGAAAACAAGGAAUAUGUCCGUUCGGUUAAGGACGUUUGUCAACUGCUGUGGGACCGAGAACGAUUACCUUGGCUAUGGCCAACCGCGCUUUGGCAACUUUCGGGAAAAGCGAUCAGACUCGACAAAGCGUUGACGAUUGUCCAGGGUUUUUCUCGCAAAGUUAUUGCCGAAAGAAAGAAAUUGUUCGGGAUGAAACCACGAGAUCCAGCGAAGAAACCGGCUUUCCUUGAUCUUCUCCUGGAAAUGCAAGAAGCUAACUCGUUAACGGACAACGAUAUCCGAGAAGAAGUGGAUACUUUUAUGUUCGAAGGUCACGACACCGUUUCAAGUGCUCUAGGAUACGCGCUUUUCUGUCUUGGAAAUUAUCCAGAUGAACAAGAGAGACUCUUCGAGGAAGUUAAGGAAGUGAUUGGUCCGAAUGAUCGCGAUCUCACGUUGGAAGACUUGAGACGGUUGAAACAAACUGAGAAAGGUGGAGAAACCGUUCCCGCCGGUGUAACAGCAAUGGUCGUACCAUUCGGAACUCAUCGAGACCCAAAGUAUUUCUCUCGUCCACGAGAUUUCUAUCCUGAUCACUUCGAUAUCGACGAAUGUUCGAGACGCAGUUCUUACGCGUUCAUUCCCUGGUCGGCUGGUCCACGAAAUUGCAUAGGUCAAAAAUUUGCUGUACUGGAGGAGAAGGUGAUGUUAGCUCGACUGGUUCGUCGAUACCGUUUCCGAGCGACAAUGACAUUCGAACAGAAUCGUGGACUACCCGAACUUAUUCUGAGGCCAAGUCAAGGAAUUCCUUUAAUUAUCGAAAGACGAGCUGACUAG